Messenger RNA from Vicia faba (fava bean), 348 nucleotides. The record is from the annotation of a GenBank genome assembly. NCBI's taxonomy places the organism in Eukaryota, Viridiplantae, Streptophyta, Magnoliopsida, Fabales, Fabaceae.
AUGGAAAAAUCAAUUGGAUAUUAUUACAAGAAAAAUCAAUUGGCUCAAUAUCUCCUUGAUACAGAUCUAUACGGUGCUAUAAUCUCUUUUGUUCAUCUAUAUCUCCUUGAACACCUUGAAGAGGAGGAGGCACUAGCCAUUGGCGAUGAAGAAGAUACUGGAGCACAAGGUUUUAUUGCACAUCUCUCAUUGUGUUUCAUUGAUCGCAACAAAUCAAAGCUUUACUGGUUUGAUAAGGAUGGAAAUCAGUGGAAGGAGAUGGGGGCUAGUACUAUCAAGUUUUUGAAACAUAAGGUUACCAGUAAAGUUAGGCUUCUAAUGAGGCAACCCAACACGCUCAAGAUCUGA